This is a messenger RNA of Eremothecium sinecaudum, 5202 nucleotides long. RefSeq names its product Rrp5p (gene RRP5). Gene Ontology annotation, molecular function: protein binding; RNA binding. The record is from RefSeq and is a predicted model, not a curated record. Gene Ontology annotation, cellular component: small-subunit processome; nucleolus. The coding region runs from base 1 to 5202 and encodes 1733 amino acids. The transcript has a single exon. NCBI's taxonomy places the organism in Eukaryota, Fungi, Ascomycota, Saccharomycetes, Saccharomycetales, Saccharomycetaceae. Gene Ontology annotation, biological process: rRNA processing.
AUGGUAUUAAAAGGAGAUAACAAGAGGAAAAGAGAUGAAGAGUCUCCACUUACGAGGCAGGAUUCAACGAAGCAACCUGCUACUUCAAGUCUAAUGAAAAGUGAGGAAUUAUCAUUUCCUAGAGGAGGAUCAUCUGCAUUAACCCCUUUGGAAUUGAGACAGGUUGCCAAUGAAGCUGCAAGUGAUGUAUUGUUUGGUAAUGGCACCGAUUCUGUUACUGAGGAGCACCCAAAGAAGAAGCAAAAAUCUAAAGCUGAUAAGAAGGUUAAGGGUGCAGCUAAUAACGAUCAAGAGGAGGUGAUUGAUGUGGUAGAGAACCUGAAUUUCAAGAAUUUGAAGCCAGGGACCUUGUUAUUGGGUCAAAUUUGUGCCCUUAACAAAAUGGACAUUUGUGUUGCUCUUCCAGACAAUCUUCGUGGCUAUGUUCCUUUGUCUAACAUAUCGGAACAGUUUACGUCUAUUCUAGAGCAAUUGGAUGCGCGCAUGGAAAAGGAUGAAGAGUCAGGAGCUGAAGAGAGCGAUGCGGAAUACGAAUCCGACGAUAAUGACUCUAAAACAGCGGACCUAAUAGAACUUCCAAAACUGGAGAAAUACUUCAAAGUUGGCCAGUGGCUAAGGUGCGUAGUUCAAAGUAACUCUGCAAUGGAUCCCCAUAACAAGAAGAGGAAUAGAAUUGUGUUAUCCAUCGAACCAUCAAAUGUGAAUCAAUUAACAGAUGAAGAUUUGGACAAGCAUGCUACUGUACAGUGUAGUGUCAAGAGCAUUGAAGACCAUGGUGCCAUCUUAGAUUUUGGUGUAGAAGGUGUGACCGGUUUUAUUUCCAAGAAAACUAUGCCAAAUUUUGAAGAGCUAAUGCCAGGUUCUGUUUUCCUUGGAAAUCUUUCCAAGAGAACUGGUCGUACUGCAAUGGUAAAUUUGGACUUCAACACUAAAAAGUCUCAUGUUACUCGGAUCUCUUCCAUAGACGCCGUUAUCCCUGGUCAGGUAGUGGACUUAUUGUGCGAGAAGAUAACAGAUCAUGGUAUAUUUGGUAAGGCUUUUGGAUUAGUGAACGGCUUUUUGAGCAUAGCCCAGUUAAAGUGUUUCUCAGUCGCCGAAAUGAAAGCAAAAUAUGGUAUUGGAAACAACGUCAGGUCCAGGAUUAUUUCAACUACAACCACUAAGAAGGGUAAUAAAUCGAUAAUGUUAUCUGCUUUACCAAAUGUUCUGUCAUUAGAUAUUGCAUUGUUGGAAAACGAGGCAUUGAGCGCUUUCCCUGUUGGCUACAUCUUUGAAUCAUGUACUGUAAAGGGUCGUGAUUCUCAGUAUGUAUACUUAUCGAUUUCGGAUGAUCGUUAUGGCCAAGUUCACAUUUCCAAGAUUGGUGAAUCUCCAUUAUCGGAAACUUCGAAAGCCAGAGUUAUUGGGUACAACAACGUAGGUGGUUAUUAUUUAAUGUCAACCGACGAAAAACUGCUGGAGCGCAAGUAUCUACGUAGCUGUGAUAUUCCAAUAGGAGAAAUUCUAGCUGGAUGUGAGAUUUCUUCGGUCUCUGACAAGGGCAUUCAAUUGAACUUAUUUAAUGGACAAUUCACAGCAUUCGUACCACCUUUGCAUAUAUCAGAUAUUAGGUUGGUUUACCCAGAGAGAAAAUUCAAGAUAGGCUCCAAGGUUAAAUGUAGAGUUAUUAACGUUGACAGUAAAGGCCGUGUAUACGCUACUUUGAAGAAAUCUUUGGUUUCAGUAGAACAGGAAGAUGUCCACUUGGUUUCUACUUUUGAAGAUGUUAAACAACUAGUUGAGACCGAAGGAAAGACACUAACCACUGUGGAAGCAUUUAAGCCUAGUGGAUGCAUUGUUUCAUUUUUGGGUAAAAUCAAGGCCUUUUUACCUAAAAAUGAGAUAUCUGAAGCUUUUGUUAAGAAGCCUCAAGACCACUUACGUUUAGGUCAAACGUUUAUGGUAAAAGUUCUACAAUAUGAUGAGGAACGUAAGAAGAUUAUUGUUACCUGUAAAAUUUCAUCUAAGUUAAUGGCUGAGCAACGUGAUGCCAUAGAGAACCUAAUUAUUGGUAGAUCUAUAGUUGAUGUUACUGUUGUUGAGAAGACAAAGGACUCAGUUGUUGUUGAGGCAAAUGAAACUGGUCUACGUGGUGUAAUUUAUGUUGGUCACCUUUCAGAUUCGAGAAUUGAACAAAACAGAGCAUCAUUAAAGAAGUUGAGAAUUGGCUCCAAAUUGACUGGUUUAAUAACUGACAAAGAUGUCAAAACCAAGGUAUUUAACUUGACUUGCAAGAAAUCCUUGAUGGAAGAUGCUGAAAAGGGUUUGUUACCUUUAACAUAUGAAGAUAUUAAGAGCAAGAAGGAAGAUACACCUAUGCAUGGGUAUAUUAAAUCUAUUUCUGAUAAGGGCGUAUUUGUUGCAUUUACUGGAAAAUUUGUAGGCCUCGUUCUUCCUAGUUAUGCUGCAGAAACUAGAGAUAUCGACAUCUCCAAAAAGUACUAUAUUAACCAAUCUGUCACCGCUUAUCUUCUAAGAACUGAUGACGAGAAUGAAAGAUUCUUGCUUUCUCUGAUCGCGGCUAGUAAGUCUGUUAAUAAGACCGAUCCCAAUGAAGUACAAGUGAUCAAUCCAGUCGAUGCUUCUCGGAAGAACAUCUCUGAUUACACAACAGGCUCUGUAACCAAGGCUAAGAUUACAUCAAUCAAGAAGACACAAUUAAACGUGAUGCUAGGGGAUAAUUUGCAUGGACGUAUAGAUGUGUCUGAGGUAUAUGAUUCAAUUGAGGAAAUAAGAGAUAUUAAGGCUCCUUUGUCACCUUUUAAGAGAGGUGAUAUCAUAGAUGUUAAAGUCAUUGGAUUCCAUAAUUCUAAGACUCACAAAUUUUUGCCUGUGUCUCACAAAACUGGUGUAAGCACUGUUUUAGAAUUAUCUGCUAAGAAAUCAGAGUUGAAAGGUAACACUUCUAUGAUCAGCUUUGAGAACAUAAAGGUUGGGGAAAAUUUAGUCGGUUACGUUAACAACUGCACUAAAGAUUUUCUAUGGUUGACUAUUUCACCAGUCUUGAAGGCUAAGAUUCCAAACUUUGAGCUGUCUGAUGAUAGUUCGAUUUUUGACUCCAGUAUUCCAGAAAGUUUUCCAUUGGGUUCUGCAAUUAUGGUUAAUGUUACUGAACUUGACAAAGAACAUCAUAUCGCUGUGGUUUCCGCUAGAUCGCAUGUUAUCAAGAGCCUUGAUGACUUGGCGACUGGUGAUGUCAUUCCAGCACGUCUUGCUAAAGUUAAGGAAUCUUAUUUGCUGCUCGAUGUCGGGAACAAGAUAACAGGUGUUUCCUUUAUCACUGAUGCUAUGAAUGACUACUCUUCAACCUUAGAAGACGUAUUUGCUGAAAAGGUCGGUUCAAUGUUUUCAGCUACUGUUAUACAAAUUGAUAAGAAGUCAAAGAGAUUGAACUUGUCUUUGCGUAGCGUAAGUCCGGUGGAUCGUGCCAUCUCAGGCCACAAUGACUUAAAGAGGGGCGAUGUUGUUCGUGGUUUUAUUAAAAACACAACAGAUAAAGGUGUGUUUGUCUACUUAAGCAGACAUGUCCAAGGUUUUGUCCCAGUGAGCAAGUUAACUGACUCCUUCAUCAAGGACUGGAAGAAAUUCUAUCAACCUAUGCAGCCAGUCACGACUAAGGUUGUAAACUGCGAUGAUGACCAUCAUAUCCUUUUGACGAUGAGGGAAUCUGAAAUUAAUGGUGACUUGAAGCUGCUAAAGAACCUAGCGGAUAUAAAGGUUGGCGAUAUAUUUGAUGGUAUGGUUAAGAGUGUUACCGACUUUGGUGUAUUUGUUAAGUUGAAUAACACUGCCAACAUUACUGGUUUAGCACAUAUCAGUCAGAUUUCUGAUAAGAAGGUUAAUGAUUUAAGCCAAUUAUUUGCCGAGGGAGACAAGGUCAGAGCUAUUGUGUUGAAAACCAAUACUAGCAAGAAACAAGUUUCUUUGGGUUUGAAGGCAUCGUAUUUCAGCAAGCAGACAUCUCAAGAGAAGAAUGAAGAAACCGAAGAAAUGGAAGAAGCGGAGGAGACUCAAGUCCCUGAAGAGGCUGAAGUGGUUGAAGAUGAAGCAGAAACUAUCGUUGAAGAGGCUCCAGAGUCUGAGCAGGAGGAAGAAAUCGACUACAAUAUGGAAUCUGAAGAUGAACAGGAUGCUUCAAAUGUUCCUCAGAAGAAGACUACGUCUGUUCCUAACAAUGGCUUGUCAUUAAGUACUUCAUUUGAUUGGACAGCUAAUAUUCUAAAUCAAACGAUGGACAAUGAGGAAUCUAGUGAUGAAGACGAAGACUUCACUUCUACCAAAAAACACAGAAAAUCCAAGAAGCAUACCCAAGUUGUGGACAGGACCAUUGACAUUAAUACUAGAGCCCCAGAAUCUGUUGCUGAUUUUGAGAGAUUGUUAAUAGGUGACCCUAACUCGUCUGUGCUAUGGAUGAAUUACAUGGCAUUCCAACUUCAACUAAGUGAAAUAGAAAAGGCCCGCGAACUAGCAGAACGUGCUUUGAAGACGAUCAAUUAUAGGGAAGAAGCAGAGAGGUUGAAUGUUUGGAUAGCAAUGUUAAACUUAGAGAACACCUUCGGUUCGGAGGAAACUUUGGAAGAUGUCUUCAAGAGAGCAUGUCAAUACAUGGACUCUUACACCAUCCAUUGCAAAUUAAUCAGCAUCUACCAGAUGAGUGAAAAGCAUCAAAAAGCCAGUGAACUGUUUAAGGCCACAAGCAAGAAGUUCGGUUCUGAAAAGGUCUCUAUCUGGGUCUCUUGGUGUGAGUUCCUACUUGACAACGGUAAAAAUGAUGAGUGCCACAACAUUCUAGCUACCGCCCUAAAGUCCUUACCAACGCGCAGUCAUAUCGAGGUCGUCAGGAAAUUUGCUCAGCUGGAAUAUGCCAAGGGUAGCGUAGAGCAGGGAAGAUCUUUAUUCGAAGGACUUCUAGCUGAUGCACCCAAGCGUAUUGACCUGUGGAAUGUAUAUAUAGAUCAGGAAAUCAAGAAGGGGGACAAAAAGAUUACAGAAGCCCUCUUCGAGCGUGUUAUGACCAAGAAGAUUACCAGAAAACAAGCGAAGUUCUUUUUCAACAAGUGGCUACAUUUUGAAGAGCAACAGGAUGACCAGCGCGCUGUUGAAUAUGUUAAAGCAAAGGCUGCUGAAUAUGUUCAAAAGAAUCAACCUGUAGACGAAGAAUAA